AUGGAGGCAGAGAAGCGCUCUUACUUUGCUGCCCUCAUUGCGUCUGCAGAUAAUCGCCUGGCCGCCCUGUUUAGGGUCUCCCGCUCUCUUUUGAAUCGGAGGGAGGGGGAGGACCCUACGCAGGGAUGGGCCAAGGAGUAUAGUCAAUAUCUGACGGAUAAGAUCACUCAGAUUCGGGACGGGCUGGACUCCGAUUGUGCGGGGUCGAUCGGAGAGGUGGCGACAGGUCUGGUUGUUUGGGACAAGUUCGAUCCUGUUACUCCCAAGGAAGUGGACAGGAUCAUGGGGAAGCUGAGCACUACCACGUGUUUGUUGGACCCGUGUACCUCCUGGCUUGUUUAUUCGGCCAGGGAGGUUACACAUAGAUGGAUCCAGGCAGUGGUCACUGCGUCAUUGGCUGAGGGGAGUUUCCCCGCUGCUUUGAAGGAGGCGGUGGUUUGGGAAAGAUGCACGGAAAAAGAGAAGUGGGGAAUCCUACCCCCUGACUUAGUUGCAAAAAUCUUGUCUGAGGAUGCCUACAGCAUUCGCAAUGCAAUUCAAGCUGUGUCUUGGACUCUCAGUGCUGCCUAUACGUCUCAACUAGGCCAGAAGAGAAGGCAGGUUGGACACCGUCCAGCACCCCAGCCGUGGCAGCUUCAUCCGUUCCUGAAAAACAUCCAGGUUUCCAAUUUUAGUGCGGAUGGAGGUAAUUUGGAGAAGGAUGGAGAUCCUGCUGCUGGCUUUGAUAUCAUCCAGUGGGCAGUGUAUCCCAACAAAUCUACUUCUGGGGUGAAAGUUGGAAGUGUAGAAAAUGAGGCCGCCUCAGAAGUCAAGAUCUCCGUUGAUCAAAGUGCCAUUAUGUGGCCAACUUCAUUUAAUAAGAAAGUUCCUUUGUCUAGAUGUACUGAAAGUUGUCAUCCAGGAUACACGAAGCUCACCAGAGAGGGUGCGCCAAUCUGCUGCUAUGACUGUUCUCAUUGUGUGGAAGGAACAAUUUCCAUGCAAGAAGAUGCUGCUCAUUGCAAAAAGUGUCCAGAUGAUCAGCAUUCUAAUAAGAAGCGAGACCAGUGUGAUCCCAAAGUUAUAAGUUUCUUAUCUUAUGAAGAAACCUUAGGUCUAAUCCUGGCCAUUUCUGCCAUUAUUUUGUCUCUAACCACUGGCUUUGUUCUAUAUAUUUUUAUUAAAUUCCGAGAAACUCCCAUAGUCAAAGCCAACAACCGGGAUCUCACUUAUAUUCUCCUGGUCUCCCUCCUCAUUUCCUUCUUGACUUCCCUCCUGUUUAUUGGUCAACCUCAAAAAAUAACCUGCCUUCUUCGGCAAACCACUUUUAGUAUUGUUUUCUCAGUUGCAGUCUCUUCCUUGUUGGCCAAGACUAUAAUGGUGGUAGUGGCAUUUUUAGCCACAAAGCCAGGCAGCAGGAUGAGGAAAUGGCUGGGGAAGCAUCUGGCCAACUCCAUUGUCUUGUCCUGCUCUUGGCUUCAGAUAGGAAUCUGCAUCAUAUGGCUUGGACUUUCUCCCCCAUUCCCAGAUGUUGACAUGCAUUCUCAACCGGGACAGAUCCUGUUACAAUGUAAUGAAGGCUCGGUUACAAUGUUCUACUCUGCCCUUGGCUAUAUGGGCUUUCUUGCUGUCAUCUGCUUCUUGGUGGCUUUCCUGGCCCGCAAGCUGCCAGGGUCUUUCAACGAAGCUAAGCUGAUCACCUUCAGCAUGCUGGUCUUCUGCAGUGUUUGGAUCUCCUUUGUCCCCACCUACCUGAGCACCAAAGGGAAGUACAUGGUGGCUGUGCAGAUCUUCUCCAUCCUGUCCUCGAGCCUGGGCUUACUGGGCUGCAUCUUUGUCCCCAAAUGUUACAUCAUUAUCCUGAAACCUCACAUGAACAUGAAGGAGCAUCUCAUGAUGAAAAAAAAUGAGGGAGGCUGAAUGUGAUACUUAUUAUUUAUGCAGUGUGCACAAUUGAAAAUGACAAUUGAAAAAUGACUUUAUUAUAGCCAUUUAGUUACUUCUACAGUUACAUUUGUGUUGUGUUAGUUACAUUUGUGAUGAUAAUAAAGAAUGAGAGAUGCCCUGUC
This is a messenger RNA of Pantherophis guttatus, 2048 nucleotides long. NCBI's taxonomy places the organism in Eukaryota, Metazoa, Chordata, Lepidosauria, Squamata, Colubridae. The record is from RefSeq and is a predicted model, not a curated record.